UUAGUCCAACAGCGUCAGAGGGAGAGUGGCGCUGAGCUGGUCAGGCGAGUCAGACAGAAACGAGCACCCCGGAGGGGUAAGAGGUACAUCCGCAGCUUUGUGAGUGGUGUUCCCCGAAAUACUGUGGGAAGAGAUGGUCUUGUCUUCAGGAUUGACAUAACAUUUAAAGCUGAUGGAUUCUUGUCCUGAUUCUUUAUCAUGAAAAGGUGACACACUGAAAAUGGCCCCAAAUUCCAUCCACUGGUUUCGGAAGGGCCUGCGUCUCCAUGACAACCCUGCACUUCAGGAGGCAGUGCGGGGUGCAGGCACCAUCCGCUGUGUGUACUUUUUGGACCCCUGGUUCGCCGGGUCUUCCAACCUUGGGGUCAACAGGUGGAGAUUUCUCCUUCAGUGCCUAGAUGAUCUCGACUCCAAUCUCCGGAAACUCAAUUCCCGCCUUUUUGUCAUUCGAGGUCAACCAGCCAAUGUUUUCCCACGUCUCUUCAAGGAGUGGGAAAUAUCCAGGUUGACUUUCGAGUAUGACUCAGAACCAUUUGGGAAGGAGCGGGAUGCUGCCAUUAAGAAGCUUGCGAUGGAGGCUGGGGUGGAAGUCAUCGUCAAGAUCUCACAUACACUGUACAAUCUGGACAAAAUCACUGAGUUGAAUGGUGGUCAGCCGCCCCUCACCUACAAGCGUUUCCAGACGCUAAUCAGCCGCAUGGAUCCACCAGAGAUGCCAGUGGAGACCUUGUCCAGUGCUCUCAUGGGCUGCUGCGUCACGCCUGUGUCUGAAGACCAUGGGGAAAAAUAUGGCGUGCCUUCUUUGGAAGAGCUGGGGUUUGACACAGAAGGACUGCCCUCUGCUGUCUGGCCAGGUGGAGAGACUGAAGCGUUAACAAGGAUUGAGAGACAUCUGGAGAGAAAGGCUUGGGUAGCAAACUUUGAGAGACCAAGGAUGAAUGCCAACUCCCUGCUGGCCAGCCCCACAGGCCUGAGCCCGUACCUUCGCUUCGGCUGCCUCUCCUGUCGCCUCUUUUACUUCAAACUUACAGACCUCUACAGAAAGGUGAAAAAGACCAGCACCCCUCCCCUCUCCCUCUAUGGCCAGCUGCUGUGGCGAGAAUUUUUCUACACCGCUGCCACCACCAACCCACGCUUCGACAAGAUGGAGGGCAACCCCAUUUGUGUGCGUAUCCCCUGGGAUAAAAACCCAGAAGCAUUGGCCAAGUGGGCCGAGGCUAAGACUGGUUUCCCAUGGAUUGAUGCCAUCAUGACCCAGCUGAGGCAGGAGGGCUGGAUCCACCACCUGGCCCGGCAUGCUGUGGCCUGCUUCCUCACCCGAGGAGACCUGUGGAUCAGCUGGGAGGAGGGCAUGAAGGUGUUUGAGGAGCUCUUAUUGGACGCUGACUGGAGUGUGAAUGCAGGCAGCUGGAUGUGGCUCUCCUGUAGCUCCUUCUUUCAGCAGUUCUUCCACUGCUAUUGUCCGGUGGGCUUUGGUCGGCGCACUGACCCUAACGGCGAUUUCAUUAGACGCUAUUUACCUGUUCUCCGAGGUUUUCCGGCCAAGUACAUAUAUGAUCCGUGGAAUGCCCCAGAUUCAGUACAGGCUGCAGCGAAGUGCAUCAUCGGAGUCCACUACCCCAAACCCAUGGUCAACCAUGCGGAGGCCAGCCGCCUUAACAUCGAGAGGAUGAAGCAGAUCUACCAGCAACUUUCCCGAUACAGAGGACUAGGACUUCUGGCCUCAGUGCCAUCUACACAUAACGGGAACGGGAACGGCAUGGCCUAUUCUCCAGGAGAACAGCAGUCCGGGACCAACACACCAGCACCUGUGUCGAGCAGCUCUGUUGCCAGUGGUAACAGGAGUGGAAGUAUUCUGCUGAACUUCGACAGUGAGGAGAAUCAGGGACCAAGUGGGAUUCAGCAGCAGCUAGGCUACCACCAAAUGCCAGACUCCAGCCAGGUCAUUGCAAGCAGCAGUCAGCUUUACCAGUCCAAAAUCUCUCAUGAGAUGUCAGGUCCUCGGCAUCCAGGACGUCUGCUUCACACAGGAGGAAGCGUCACAGGUAAGAGGGAAAGAGAAUCGGAACGAGACGCUGAAGGAGAUGACGACACCCUUUCCACCUCUCACAAGCUACAGCGACAAAUUGCCGAAAUCACUUCUGUCCACGCAGCCAACGGGAACCAGCCUAGUAUGAAGAGCUAGAGGGACAUAUCAUCAACUGAAGUGAGCAAACACAGCACUGAACAACUGAACACAGCACAUUGUGAAGUGUAUCUCUUAAAACCAGCUUUGU
Molecule: messenger RNA, 2276 nt
Organism: Colossoma macropomum (tambaqui)
Lineage: Eukaryota; Metazoa; Chordata; Actinopteri; Characiformes; Serrasalmidae
Gene: cry3a
Product: cryptochrome circadian regulator 3a
Exons: 15
Coding region: 221-2185 (654 amino acids)
Biological process (GO): negative regulation of DNA-templated transcription; circadian regulation of gene expression; entrainment of circadian clock by photoperiod
Cellular component (GO): cytoplasm; nucleus
Molecular function (GO): FAD binding; DNA binding
Source: RefSeq, a predicted model, not a curated record